UCUCUCUCUCUCUCUCUCUCUCUCUCCCAACACAGACCUCCAAAACCACCUCUUCAAUGGCCUCCCAGCGACUCUGUACCCUGAUUCUGCUCUUGUUACCGGCGAUUUCUCUGAUCUCACCGUCACAAUCAGCGACCUGUAUCUCGCAGAAAUUCACAAACAACAAGCUCUACACUCACUGCAACGACCUUCCUUCGCUGAACUCAUUCCUCCACUGGACCUAUGACUCCGCCAAUUCGUCCGUCUCUAUCGCGUUCAUCGCUCCUCCGGCGAAACCUGACGGCUGGGUUGCAUGGGCCUUGAACCCUACCGGCACCGGAAUGGCCGGCGCACAAGCUUUGGUAGCGUUCAAAGACGCCCAAGGUGUUAUGACUGUUAAGACCUUUAAUAUAAGCUCGUACGCCACGAUUGAAGAGGGAAAAUUGUCUUUUGACGUGCCGGAGAAGACUGCGGAGUAUUCGGGGGGUUUGAUGACGAUUUUUGCGACGGUUGUGUUGCCGGAGAAAGGAAAGACGGUUGUGAAUCAGGUUUGGCAGGUAGGGGCUUCGGUCUCGAAUGGUUUUCCUGCUAAGCAUGAGUUUCAGCCGGCGAAUUUGAACUCGAAAGGAAGCCUGGAUUUGUUGAGAGGACAGACCACUGGUGGUGGUUCGGGUGGGAAUGGCAGGCUGAAAAAGAAAAAUAUCCAUGGAAUACUGAACGCUGUUAGUUGGGGAAUUAUGUUUCCAAUCGGAAUCAUAAUCGCAAGGUAUGUGAGAACUUUUGAGUCUGCAGAUCCGGCCUGGUUUUAUCUUCAUGUUUUCUGCCAGUCUUCUGCCUACGUUAUUGGGGUUACUGGAUGGGGAACUGGUCUUAAGCUUGGAAGUGAAUCAAAGGGUAUUCGGUACACUGGUCAUCGCAACAUUGGGAUUGCUCUAUUCAGUCUUGCAACACUGCAGAUUUUUGCAUUGUUCCUGAGACCGAAGAAGGACCACAAGUAUCGAUAUUACUGGAAUAUCUACCACCACGGUCUUGGAUAUACUGUCCUUGUGCUUGGCAUCAUCAAUGUGUUCAAAGGUCUCAACAUCUUGGAUCCAGCAAAGAAGUGGAAAUCUGCCUAUGUAAUUGUGAUUUCUGCUUUGGGUCUCAUUGCUCUAUUACUGGAAGCUAUUACUUGGGUUGUGGUUUUAAGGAAGAAGUCAAGUAAGUCCACUAAGCCCUAUGAUGGAUAUAAUGGACAAGGAAGGCAACAGCCACUAGCCCCAUGAUCUUGGCAUGAGUAUUAUCGGAUAUUCCCUUUCUGUAGCAUCCUUUCCACUCACUUGUUUGAGAUAUCAUGCGAUUUUAUAUAUCUGAGAGGCCACUUCUUUUCCUUGUAUAUUGGCUUCAGAGAGUUUGUUUAUUGUAUACCUAGCUUCUAUUGAGUCUCUCUCUUUUUCUCUAUAUAUAUGGUUUCUAUGUUCCCUUAUGCCUCUACUGUCUUUUGGUUCUGUCUCACUCUGUUGUAUAAGUGUUGCAUUUGACUAGGUUUGAAGAUGUAGUUCAAUGUUGGCAGUUUAGCACCUUAUGUUCUUUAUGGU
Molecule: messenger RNA, 1556 nt
Organism: Ilex paraguariensis (yerba mate)
Lineage: Eukaryota; Viridiplantae; Streptophyta; Magnoliopsida; Aquifoliales; Aquifoliaceae
Source: the annotation of a GenBank genome assembly